Bicyclus anynana (squinting bush brown) is the source of this 7427-nucleotide messenger RNA. RefSeq names its product transcriptional repressor scratch 2-like. The transcript has 2 exons. The record is from RefSeq and is a predicted model, not a curated record. The coding region runs from base 454 to 1701 and encodes 415 amino acids. Gene Ontology annotation, biological process: regulation of transcription by RNA polymerase II. Lineage: Eukaryota; Metazoa; Arthropoda; Insecta; Lepidoptera; Nymphalidae. Gene Ontology annotation, molecular function: RNA polymerase II cis-regulatory region sequence-specific DNA binding; DNA-binding transcription factor activity.
AACGUAUUCAUGCAAAUUAUUCUCGUAGGUAUAAGCACGCUAGCGUAGAGGCGCGUACCGCGUAUCGCGUAGUGGCGUUGCUACGGCGUGCGGCGUGCAUGGUGUCGCAUACAGCGGCGCAGAUAGCGUGCGUGCUGACGAAGGUCCACCGGUUGCUCGCGAGGAGGGUCGCUCGGGCCCGCGAGCUCGCUCAGUACCGCUCCAAGUUGGCAGGCAAAGUUUGUGCGGCGUGGAUCGCCACCCGCCACCCCAUCGAUCGAAGUGGCGGCGCGCGCACCUCCCUGUGCUGAUAUAUACCGCGCGCCGCGACUGCGACCCUCACAACGCAAGAGGACGCGCGCGAACGCCUGUCACGCCGCUCGCCCGGGGCUCCGCUCUUCUCUUUUCUCUCUUUUUCUCUGUUCGUCUGUUUCUCGCUGAUGCGGUCGCGCUGAGGCCGAUGCGGGCACCGCCAUGCCGCGCUGCCUCAUGGCCAAGAAGUGGAAGGCGGCUCCGACGACCGAGCUCGCCGAUGAGUCGGACGAGGAGAUCGACGUGGUCGGUGAGGGGCGCGGCCGGAGCCCCGCGCCCGCCGCCACCGCGCCGGGCCCGUCGCCGCGCGACCCCGAGCCCACGCUGCUGUACAACGGGUACACCGAGGAGCAGCCUUCCACUCAGUUCACGGCCCAGCUGCCGGGCGAGGUGAGCGCGGCCCCGCCCGGCCCCGCGCAACCUCCGCCUGUCUCCUACGCACUUCUGCAUCUCUCCUCCGACUCCACCGAUACGCCUUUCCUCCAAGUACAGCUCCAAUCUUCGCCUGUCUCCCCUCCUCCGCCACCGGCGAGCGGCAAAUCCAACUUGUGUUACUCCAGCACGGGAACUCUUCUGUCUCUACCGCCCAAGAAGAAGGACAUCUACCGCCCCUACUGCCUGGGCGACCGUGCAUUUCUCAACAGGGCCGAGGAGGACCUCAAUGCAGCGCACGCUAUUCUCGACUUAAGCCAACACGCAGUUUUCCUGAGCACCCCGCCCCGCCCCGAGCCCGCGCCCCCCGAGCAGCCGGCGCCGCCGCCCGAGCCGCCGCAGGAGCCGCCGCAGGAGCCGCCGCAGGAGCCCGAGCGGCCGCGCGAGACGGUCGCGUACACGUACGACGCGUUCAUCGUGAGCGACGGGCGCUCCAAGCGGCGCAACUACGCCAGCGCGCCGGUGGAGAGCGCGCAGCAGCCCGACCACAAGGCCAAGUACACGUGCAGCGAGUGCGGCAAGCGCUACGCCACGUCGUCCAACCUGUCGCGCCACAAGCAGACGCACCGCAGCCUGGACUCGGUGUCGGCCAAGCGCUGCAGCGAGUGCGGCAAGGCGUACGUGUCCAUGCCGGCGCUGGCCAUGCACUUGCUGACGCACCAGCUGGCGCACGUGUGCGGCGUGUGCGGCAAGCUGUUCUCGCGCCCGUGGCUGCUGCAGGGCCACCUGCGCUCGCACACCGGCGAGAAGCCGUACGGCUGCGCGCACUGCGGCAAGGCGUUCGCGGACCGCUCCAACCUGCGCGCGCACAUGCAGACGCACUCCGUCGACAAGAACUUCGAGUGUCUGCGCUGCCACAAGACGUUCGCCCUCAAGAGCUACCUCAACAAACACCAAGAGUCGGCUUGCGUGCGCGACGACGACUCGCCGCCGCCAGAGCCGCAGCCGCAGACGCAACCGCCGACCGCGUGCGGCUAGCGGCGCCGCGACGACCGCAACCAGGGACCGUAAUCACUGUUGUAACAUUUACAUAUAAACGUAAAGUAUUAAUGUGAAUUUAGUUUACUAGUGUAACUAUUAUAAAUAUACAAAUUCUAAAAUAGGUAGAUGAGCGCGACCGGCGGCGGAGUUAACCCGUCGCCGCGUCGUAGCGCAAUCGAGCAACGUUUCGCAAACAACGAAUCACGUAAGACCCCGUAGAGCCGCGGACGCGGCUGUAGGCCGCGGCGACGAUCGUCCUAAUAACGUUAAACAUUGAAUUAUGUAUAUACAUGUCGAUAAAAUAUACCCUUAUAUACAUAGAAGUAAUAAAAUACGAAUGAAACUAAUAUCUUUUGUAGGUGAUUUUUACAAACAGCGAAGUAGGUUAGAGUUAUUAAUAAGUAUGCGUGAAGAUGCGAGGGGACGAAGGCGCAGCGCCCGGGCGCGCCGUCGUCCGUCUCGGUGGGGACUUGCCAAAACUUUCCGUCCGAAGCUCCGCGCGGCCGCCGCGUCGCCGCCGGCCGCCCGCGACAGUGCCUUAGCGGCAACCGCAAGCCGCACCAUGCCGCACCACGCCGUAUCACGCCGCAUCCUCCAGCACCCACACCGGCAAACCACGCCUCCACACCAUGUGACUCAAUUCACACACCCUUACCCUUAUCAUUGUAUUCUUAAGAAUAAUAGCAUUUGUACAUUGUUAUGAGAUCCAACAAAAAUUUUGCUUAAUAUUCAAAAUUAACCCUCUCAUUUUCUGAAAAACUCUUUACAUUUUAUUGCUCAUCAAACAUAAUACAAUAUCUCGUACUAUAUACUCGUAUCCAGGGCCGAAUUAACUUUGAGGUAGAGUACCCAUCUAUCAAGGCUGCAGCCACAAAAGUAAUUCAUAAUACUGUGAAUUUUUAUCUGUCACUGUUUUACAUCUUUACAGUCUGGAAUAGAUCUCCAUCUCUCUUUCUUAUGAUACAAUAGACAAAGAUAGAGACAGAUUCGAAACUCACACUGUCGAAUCAUCAACCCAUCGUUACAGAAUAACUACUCUAAAUGACAAUAGGUAUUAUGGCUUUCUUCUCAUCUCACAUACUCUGGCUUUUAAUGGUAUUAUAUCUAUUACCUAUUGAAAAAAAAAACAUUUCAAUGAGCCUACAUAAAUCUCCUACAGUGAGUUCCUGAGUAGGUACAUAAACAUAAUUUCAGUGAUGCUAUUGAUGCCAUUAGUCAGAGUAUCAACUUGCAAAAUGGUUGAAAAGGGACCCUACAUGGCCUAAGGGCCCCGACUUGGAUAAUCCGGCCCUGCUCGUAUCAUUAAAAUUCAUCAGAUGAAAUGGUUUGGGCGGGCGGCGGGCGCGCCACGCGACGGCUGCUAGGGACGGGCCUCGCCGCGUCACUCAGCGAGCAUGCCUUUAGAUUGAGUGGUGUUAUUAAUGUCAAGUCGAACGUAACUGGCAAUAAACUAGUUUAGAUUAAGGUAUUAUUAAUUCUAGGUUAGUGAGGUGAGCACGAGGUGCUCGGAUGAAAUGGGUAUUCGAAAAGCAAUAAUAAUGUAGUUUAAUGAAGUCGCGCACCGCUGUCAAAUAGACGCAGCAGACUUAACUUAUAUCCCCGUAGCGUUCCGUAGCUCUCGUAGACAUCGUCGGCUAUGCAACGGCAAAACCUAACAACUAACAACGCUACAACGCUCAAGCGGUUAACCGCAGGGGCGGCUAACAGCUUUUCCAGAUUAAUAUUCAGCCGCUUACAUUUGUUUGGCAAUUAGGUGCGUAAAAUGACAACCGUUUGCACAUAAAAUUGGAAAAGCGGCUAGCCGCGCGGUUAGCCGCGAGUUUAGCCGCCCCCGCGGUUAAUCGCUAGUGCGUUAUAACUAACGUGGAUCAAAAAGGUGUAACCAAUUUUUAGGUGGUGUUCGAUUAAAUCUAUGAUUGUUUUUAAUUUAUUACACGUAAAUAAGGCCAACAAUUUAUGAAUAUAUUUUCGUCAGAUCUCCAGAAAAAGUGAUUCAUAUAUAUACCUUGAAUUAAUCGAAAUUAAACUACGUAGGUAUUUUUAAACCUGAUAUCUCUAUCUCGAUCUCAAUUAAUAAUAAUAAAUACCUUAAUCAUAAAACAACCAGUAUCUAGACUUACAACAAUCUAGUCAGAUUUAAUCAAUCACCUCAAAAUUGGUUGGUCACAUAUCUAUGUGAACAAUUGUUAGGAUUUGUUUAGAGACGUGCUUCGCCGACGUAAAUCUAUAGCAUUAGUUGAAGCCUCGCGAGUCAAUUCUUUAUCGGUGAAUUUAAUUUAACCCUGUCAAUUAAAAAAUCCUCUAUGAAGAAGUUCCUCUAUAAAUUAAAUCACUCACCAAAUAGCUGUACACAAGCUUUCUUUGAACUGAACUACAAAUUACCAAAUAAAAAAAAUCAUAGAAUAUUACAACAUUAAGAGAUGAACGAGAUAAAAAAAAAUCACCGGGCUGUAUAUGAAUUUAUUUUAUUCAUUUAUACUUUAUUGCACAAAAAAACAAUAACAAAGGAAGUAGCAGAAAAUAGUGUUAAAACUUGAUUUUAUUUAUUAACUCUUCUAUAUUACAGAAAGAUAUAAAAAAACCUAGGUAACAGUACUAUAUAGAUCAAGCAAUAUAAACUAAACCUUUAUGAAUCCAUACAUUUACAGACUUUCAGAGAACAGGGCAAACUUCUAGUAAAAACGAAUAAAAAACACGUGAAAGUUUCAAUCGUUUGCGUUUUCAUCCAGAUAAUAAACCAUGUUCAGUUUUAGUAUACGUUUUUUAAAAGUUUCAUAACAUAAAUAAAUCAUGUCGCCAAAAUUACAGGCUUGUGAAAAGUUAAAGUAGAAAAGUUAAAUUAACUAGAGUCCGGCCGCUCAGUGAUUAUGCUUUCGACAGUUAGUGAUCGAAUGGACGAUGGAACUUUGGACUGGCGACCUUAAAAAUUAUGCCAACUUACAAUAAACGUAUUUCCAAUUUUGGGAUAAAAUUAUUAACAAUUAUAGAAACAAUACGAAUUGACAGGUGAUAGGAACGCAAUCUCUGAGCAGCCGGACUCAAAAUUGAUUUUUUGUGCUUUAAGUUUAUAAUCUGUAUUUAAAGAAAUGCCCAACUUCGUCCAUCUCUUUUAUGUUGUCUGCUACUAAUAUCAGUAAAACGUCAUUUCCUUAGUUUUGUCACUUAAGAGUCGUGUAUCAAUUAAAAUUGUAGUGCCAUAGAUAUUUUAUAUUACUUAACUUAUUUGUAAGUAAUAAUUUAUUUACACAAAAGCUUGACCAGACAAAGGUUGCGCGGAGAAAAAGCAAUAAAUUGUUAAUGAAUAAGCAAUAUUACGGUAGAAUUUACGUAGUUUAUAUUCAUCGUUUAUUGAUAUUUGGUAGAUGUUUUGGUGCUUCGAGGUAAUUUAUAAAUUGAAAAAAAAAAAAAUGAAAAAACGAAAUUGACAUCGAAUAUUAUGUAAUUUAUAUUAUAUUGUGAUAUUGUUUGUCGAAAUUGAAUUAUUGUACGUUAUACUUUACAUAAUAUUAUUAGUUCUAUUGGUCUGAGAUUCCGAACCAUAAUUACCUUUCCUCAAAGAAACUUUGUAGAAUGACAAUUUGAUAAUAUUAUAAUAUAAAACUAUCGAAAUUUUAGUUAAAUUCUUCUUAAAAGGCAUGCUAAAAUACCAGCAAUCCCAGGUCAUUUCUUUAUUAAAACUAUAACAUAAUAACUGUAUUUAUAUGAAUUUCAUCUUCGAGAAAGGGUCAUUGUGGAUCGUGAUCUGGUACUAUCUUACCUACUCAAAUAUCUUACUCUCUCGUAAAUUUCAUGCCAAUCGUAUAGAACCUAGUGUUUGUCCUCUUAAACGUAAUCCUUCAAUUUAUCCUUGUAAUAAUAUUAAUUAUCUAUUUAGCCACAUUUUGUCUUUGUAGUAAAUGCUAAAGUAUUGGCUUUUGAAAAUUAAUCGAAGAAAUUUAAUUCAAAUAUUUAUACUAACGUUAUUAUAGUUGUAGUGAUUAUACAUUAAGUUAGUUUUAGUGUAACAAUAUUAAUGAAACCAAUUUAUAUACAAAAAUAUAUACCUACUAAUAUUUUAAUGUAAAUAUAUUCCAUCGUGUACCAAAUUCCCUUCUUUACAAUUAUAGAAGUAGUAUUAUAAUCUCUAUUAUAAUUAACGGUAGGAUAUAGUGUUAAUGAGACCAAUGCGUCGAAACAAUUACUUUCAUUAAGCAAAUAAGAGUAAGUGUCGCCGCACACGGGCUACACGCGACAGCCACAAACGCCGCUACAAGAAGCAAGAAGGGGCCACAAAAGUAGGUGAAGCGCGCGACAGCCACUUGUGGCCGGUCGUCGACACUUGUGGUCGGUGAUUGUUACUUUUUUAACCCAUACAUGCAGUAUACAAUCGCGCGCGUGUGGCGGCGUUUAGUGGCGGCGAGUCCAUAUAAAAUGUAUAAAAACUACAGGAAAUAUACCGGUGGCGGCGUUUUGUGGUUGUGGCCGGUGGCCCGUGUGCGGGAGCCAUUAAGGUCAGUUUAGACAUAUCGUGGUUAGAUAUAUAAGAGCAGUUUUUGCCCACUAUCCCCAACAGUGUAUUCCGUAACAAUUUCGGAGUUAUAUGUACAAACUGUAAGUGUAUAUACAGCCUUUAUAAAACCGUAUAGUAUAUGUAGUGUGCUUGCAUCCAAAAAUGUUCGAAUACACUGACCACGACCAGGAACGUAUUUGAAUGAAUUCAUACAAUGGAAUAUAUAUUUACCUCCGUCCUUGAUGGAAUGAAGUACACUGAACCAACAUUAAGUAGACCCAGAUAUGUCUAAAUAGAUCUAUUUGAACUAGAAACUUUUGUGAAAUUCGUUAAUUGUUGGAUUGAGAAGAUAUUUUUUAUAUUCGUUUCGAAUGGUAAUUAAUAGUCGUUAUUAUUACAAUUCUUCCAUCUAUUUCAUCAUUUCAUCACCAUGUAACUCAUCUAAGCGAAGUUUCAUGAUAUUUCACAGUUUUUAGGAAUGUGGGCAGUCCGAUCGAGCUAUUUCACAUAUUUCGUCACUUUCAGUUAUUAGCAUAGAACAUAACUAUAGUACGAAAUGAAAAGGAUUUUUUAUAAUUAUAUAGAUUAAAUAAACUAAAACAGAAUUUCAGUGAUAUGAUAAAAGUAAGAUUGUCCAAAUUAGCAAUACAUAUAAGCAAUACUAAUUAUAUGAUCUUAUGUAAUAAAUUACCUACUAUAUAUAUAUAUAUAUACUAUAUAUAUAUUUAGCAUAUAGUUUAACAUAAUUCCUUGAAAGCAAUAUAAAUAUAAGUAUAUAAUAAGAUAGAUCUUAGUAAUGUAGGUAUAAACUAUGUUUUGACUAAAAUAUAAAACUUUUCGUGGCUAAUGAGUAGACUGCAAAACGUGAUAUACAUUUAUUUGUUCUUAGAAAAUCAAUUUAAAGCAGAAACAAAGCGAGUAUUAAAGAGAAAUAUUUUGAUUAUUAAGUAUAUUGGAAGGUUAUUUUAUUAAUUUGGUGACAAAAGUCAAAAGGACUGGCAUCUUUAUCGAUAGCAAGGAUCAGUUUGACGGUAGAAAUUAUUUUAUUUAAUAAAUAAACACAGAAUAAAGAAUGAUACAGAAUGAGUCUAUACAGGCAGCGCGGUGAAACCCAAAAAAAAAAACAAAAUUUUCUUGAAAUUCGCAUAUAUAAACUUUUUUCAUAAUUUGUAUUUCAAGAUUUAACACUAACAACAAUUACGUAAAUUGAUAUCUUAUAAGACUAAAUAUCAAU